Messenger RNA from Tachysurus vachellii, 1551 nucleotides. The record is from the annotation of a RefSeq genome assembly. Lineage: Eukaryota; Metazoa; Chordata; Actinopteri; Siluriformes; Bagridae.
GUGACAAUCACUCGCUGAUUCUUCUCAACUAACCAUAAAGACAUUGGUACCCUCUACUUAGUAUUUGGUGCUUGAGCCGGAAUAGUUGGUACAGCCCUUAGCUUGCUAAUUCGGGCUGAGCUAGCCCAACCCGGAGCCCUUCUAGGGGAUGACCAGAUUUACAAUGUUAUUGUUACUGCUCAUGCCUUCAUUAUAAUUUUCUUUAUAGUAAUACCAAUCAUAAUCGGAGGCUUUGGUAACUGACUUGUGCCACUAAUAAUUGGGGCACCAGAUAUAGCAUUCCCACGAAUAAAUAAUAUAAGCUUCUGACUACUUCCCCCCUCUUUCCUACUGCUAUUAGCUUCUUCCGGAGUUGAAGCCGGGGCAGGUACAGGAUGAACUGUUUAUCCUCCUCUUGCUGGAAAUCUUGCACAUGCCGGGGCUUCUGUAGACUUAACCAUUUUUUCUCUACACCUCGCAGGUGUCUCCUCUAUUUUAGGAGCCAUUAAUUUUAUUACAACCAUUAUUAACAUGAAACCCCCUGCCAUCUCCCAAUACCAAACCCCUCUAUUUGUUUGAGCUGUUCUAAUUACAGCCGUACUUCUACUAUUGUCCCUACCUGUUCUGGCUGCUGGCAUUACAAUACUCCUAACAGACCGAAACCUUAAUACAACAUUCUUUGAUCCCGCCGGAGGGGGAGACCCCAUUCUUUAUCAACAUUUAUUUUGAUUCUUUGGCCACCCAGAAGUAUACAUUUUAAUUCUUCCAGGCUUUGGAAUAAUUUCUCACAUCGUAGCCUACUACUCCGGGAAAAAAGAACCCUUUGGAUAUAUAGGAAUAGUUUGAGCUAUAAUAGCCAUUGGUUUACUAGGCUUCAUCGUAUGAGCCCAUCACAUAUUUACAGUAGGAAUGGAUGUAGACACUCGAGCAUACUUUACAUCCGCAACAAUAAUUAUCGCAAUCCCAACAGGUGUAAAAGUAUUCAGCUGACUUGCUACCCUACAUGGAGGAUCCAUUAAAUGAGAAACUCCUAUACUAUGGGCCCUUGGAUUUAUCUUCCUAUUUACUGUAGGAGGGCUUACAGGAAUCGUAUUAGCCAACUCAUCCUUAGACAUUGUACUUCAUGAUACAUACUAUGUAGUAGCCCACUUUCAUUAUGUCCUAUCAAUAGGAGCCGUAUUUGCCAUUAUAGGAGCUUUCGUACAUUGAUUCCCUCUAUUCACAGGUUACACAAUACAUGACACCUGAACAAAAAUUCACUUCGGAACAAUAUUUGUAGGAGUUAAUCUCACCUUCUUCCCCCAGCAUUUCCUAGGCUUAGCCGGAAUGCCACGACGAUACUCAGAUUACCCAGACGCCUACUCACUAUGAAAUAUUAUUUCAUCUAUUGGCUCUAUAAUCUCUCUAGUAGCAGUUGUAAUGUUCCUUUAUAUUUUAUGGGAAGCCUUUACUGCUAAACGAGAAGUAAUGUCUGUCGAAUUAACCUCUACAAACGUAGAAUGAUUACAUGGAUGUCCUCCCCCCUAUCACACAUUCGAAGAACCAGCAUUCGUACAAGUACGAACAAAUUAA